CGUCUCUUUUUGGCUUUGCUGCGUCUGGCGCCGCGCAGAUCACCGGUGCCUGGCUGACUGACUGUCUGACUGACUGCUGCGUCUGGCGUCGUGCGGUUCACCGGUGCGGGCGCUGCCGGGGGCUAAACACAGUUUCGGCCUCGGAGAGGACUGCGGUGUCGGUGCGAGCGCUGCUCGGAGCCGCGAAUCGAUGGGCAACGUGGGAGUGCGAGCGCGAGGUCACUACGUGUGAUUAGUGUCAGCUCGGCUCGGUGCGCUUUGCCAGCCGAGACACAGCUGAAAUUAUUUGCUUUUUUGGCUGGGCUUUUUGCUCAAAAAGCCGACGCGCAAAACGACCUCCCAGGGAGCGACGCCUGCGCUGCAAAGGUACUGGCUCGGAGGAUUUGCUGGUUGCAAGCGAUCCCACACGUCAGCAGCGACCAAAACACUGCCAUAAAAAGCCACAAACAAAUCCCUGCCGGCGCGCGACCGCAGCGAGAUGCGAGCCCUCCUCGCCAUCAGCGCACUGGCACUCGCAGCGGCAAGCAAGAAAGAAAAGAAACCGAGCGGCCACGGCGCCGACGUCGCGGCGUUCGUGCGAGGCGCGCACAAGGCCGACGACGCGAACGUCGCCAAGGCGAAGCGCGCGGUCCACGACGGCCUCGCCGAGUUACUAGCGUACUAUAAUGGCGACGAGCAGGUCCUGGACGCUUUAGUCUUCGCCACGUCGGGUCUGGCGCCGACGCUCGAGGCGAAGCUCGCGAGGCUCGCAACCUCGGGAGGAGGCAAAUUCGUGGUGGCGGCGUUCGGCUCGUCGGUGACGGCGGGCCACGACGGCUUCGGGCACACGGCCUGGCCCGCCGUGUUAGGUAGGAGGUUGGCCAAAGAAUUAGCCCCAUUGGGGAUAGAAGUAGAAGUGCGGAACCAGGCUGUUGGGGGUGCCGAGCCCUUUCCCCGGUCGUUGUGUGUCGGACCCAUUGCUGGGAGUGAUGUGGACCUCGUCAUCAGGGAGUGGGAGUACUGGGGCUUUUCGGAUGGGCUAGAAGCCCCAGGAGCACAUGGUGGCGAGGACGGGGCCAUAGAAAUCUUUCUGCGGACGGCCUUUCUGCUACCGAACAAACCAGCGGUCUUAUUCCUAAACAUGGAGCCGAACGGCGAAGGGCGGAAGACGCAGCAAGUCAGGGCAGCGAUGAAGGGCAAACUCAAGAUAUAUGGAGAGCGUUUUGGGGUCGGCGUCCUCAGCGCCUUCGGCAAGCCUUUUGAUCACUUGAGAGCAGCUGCUCCCAAGAGUAGGAGGCACCGGAGCGGUUCCAAGAGCUGCCACGGCAAUGGCGUGGGCGACUGCCCCGUCGGAGAAAAGCCGGACGGGCACCAUACAAGACCGCUCGAGCUAGGUGUGCCCGAGGACUCGCCGUUGAAACCGUUGGCCGAUCCCGCGAAGUUAUUCAUCAACUGGCACCCAGGAACAUUAGGGCACGAGAUGAUGGGCCAUCAAGCAGCUUUUGCUGUGCUGCGAGCGGCCCAGUCUGGAUUGGCAGCUUUAGGUCUGGGGAGCGUGCCGUCGUCUGCUGGCUCGUUGCCGGAACCUAUUGCUUGUGACAAGUCGCCCUUCUGUAAGUCUUCUCAGAGGACGGCGUUCUGCGCUCAAAGUACCUUACCGAAGCACGAGUCGCCAGACAUCGGGGAUUGGUUGGAUAAUAGUACUCAGACGCAGUGGCGCAACAGCGCCACGGAGUCCGGGAAGAACCGGGAAAGGUUCUGCGCCGCACCGUCCAAGGAAUGCGCGAAGCACCCAGCUGGCCAGGGCUGCUGGCACUACACGCGGUCAUGCUCCUACUACGACCAGAAACGGGCCUUUACCGGAACUUCUGGAGAUGGGCCUCUUUCUUUUAAGAUGCCGCGCGGCGCGUGCAACCUGUUCCUCUCGGAGCCGGGCUACGAGUGGUCCAAGCCGAUUGGCGUCGCGAACUGGCACGCCGAACUUAGUAUAAAGAUUGACGGUGAACAAUGCAGGGCGUGUUCUAUUGUUCAAGGCGGCGGCGCGUACAUCCAGAGCGUGCACGUGGACCUAGCGAGACAUUACGGUUCGACGGAGCGGUGCGCUUCGGCGCGCGUGUCACUGUCAGUACAACCGGUGGAGUCGUUGGCUGCCUGGGAGGCGUCGUCCGGUAAAAAAGUCUGCCAGGUCGCGCGCAACGGCAAGUGCGAGCCCAAGGGCGACUGGCGGCGCUACGCGAUCGGCUGCGCCGAGGACGGCAUGGCGGACGGCAAGAAGGCCUGCAAGUUUAAAGCUGGGAAACCGCGCGACGCAUCAAGUGUGCGCGCCUACGUGACGAGCGCGCUGGCGUGGUAGAUGUGUGUAACAAGUUAUUAUUAGA
Molecule: messenger RNA, 2357 nt
Organism: Pelagomonas calceolata
Lineage: Eukaryota; Pelagophyceae; Pelagomonadales; Pelagomonadaceae
Source: the annotation of a GenBank genome assembly